UUGGCGCUCAUCCACUCAUGGAGAUUGGGCGGAAUUCAAAAUCCACGUGGUCAUUUCCCGCUUCUAUCCACAACCUCUUCUUCGUUACUCUCUACUCGAACUUUUCGCGCAAAAUGUCAGCAUUCCGAGCACAAAGAGGGGGGAACAAACCCUACAGUCGCCCACCUCGAGGUGAUCUUAAUGGACAAUGGCUUCACGACAAGGCCCCUGGAAUGAAAAAUAUGAAUACCGACUCUCGACCUAGGGGACCAUCCGAUAUAGUUGAGCAAAGCAACACCAAGCUCCUUGUCUCAAAUUUGCACUAUGAAGUCACUCCUAAAGACCUUGCCGCCAUCUUUGGACAGAUUGGCACGCUCGUUCGCGAGCCAUUGAUUAGGUACGACCGCAGUGGAAGAUCAACAGGAAACGCCAUCGUGUUUUACGAGACAGCCGCUGAGGCAACCAAAGGCAAGAAAACGUUCGAUGGGGUCCUAGCAAAAGGCCAACCCAUGACAAUCACCUUUGACACGGGCGGACCACGGCAAUCUCGACGAGCUGUCAGCGCACCACACUCAUCGCUGAUCAACAGAAUACAAAAACCACCCCUUGCAGAUCGCCUUUCUUCCGACGACAUACAAGUCAAGGAUUCAGCUGGCCCUGGUCCCACACGCACAAGACCCUCGCGUCGAGGAGGCCGAGGUAUGCCUAGAGGUGGCGCCGCUACUCAACGCUCCGAUCCAAGACCGAAAGCUUCCAAGCAACCCAAAACGGCAGAGGACCUGGAUAAAGAGUUGGAUGCGUUCAUGGGAGACGCAGAGUCUGCACCGAUUGCCGGUGCUUCGGCUGAAGCACAGUCUCUUGUGGCAGAUUCUGCUAUUGGAGCUGUUGGAGAGCAAGAUGUCGAGAUGGCGUAGAGAAUGAAUAACACUAGGCUUAGGAUGAGAUCAAGAGUGGGGGACACUAGUCCGUUUUACUUAUACUAAACUUUCGGCCGAUUAGUAGAUGGUAUACUUUCCUGUGCUUCGCUGUAUUUAUUUCUUCUGUGUAUCUUACCGUCCUAUUUCACCGUACAUUGGUCGUAUAAUCUUUUCGAUCGGCACCCGAGCACGGUGU
This is a messenger RNA of Lentinula edodes (shiitake mushroom), 1092 nucleotides long. RefSeq lists its product as uncharacterized. Gene Ontology annotation, molecular function: mRNA binding. The coding region runs from base 18 to 893 and encodes 291 amino acids. Gene Ontology annotation, biological process: mRNA export from nucleus. The record is from RefSeq and is a predicted model, not a curated record. NCBI's taxonomy places the organism in Eukaryota, Fungi, Basidiomycota, Agaricomycetes, Agaricales, Omphalotaceae. The transcript is spliced from 6 exons. Gene Ontology annotation, cellular component: nucleus.